CUUCAGGUUGAUGUCUGUAGUUUAGCUUUAACUUUCCGGUUGAUGAAGUGGAGCUGUCAGAUUAGGAAACGGUGCAGGAGACGAAUGGCUAAAGUGGAGCUGACCCCGCUCAGAACAUGGGAAGACUUCCUACCCGGUUGGGAGAGAUUUGCUAAACCAGAUGGCAAAGAUUUGGCGAAAUGGAACAACAGAGUUGUCAGCAACCUGCUUUAUUAUCAAACAAAUUAUAUGGCAUUGGCCAUCGUUGUUUUCCUCGUUGUCGGGUUCCUGAACCCUGUGGGGAUGUUCACCGCCAUGACCGUGGUGUCGAGCGUCUUCGUGGUCUCAGUGUGGGCCGGACAGAACAGAGCUGCGAUCAGCAACUUUAAGAGACAAAAUCCCACAGCGUUUGUGAUCGCUGUGAUGGUCGCCAGCUACUUGGUUAUCUCCAUGCUGGGGAGCGUCAUGGUGUUCAUGUCGGCCAUCACUUUACCUCUGAUUUUGAUAUUUGCACAUUCUUCCUUUCGCCUCCGCAACAUGAAGAAUAAACUGGAGAACAAGAUAGAAGGUGCCGGGCUCAAGAGGUCACCCAUGGGCAUUUUGCUGGAAGCUCUGGAUCAGCAAGAAGAGAAUAUUCAAAAGAUCCAGAACUUUCUGGAGGGAAAACGGAAGGAGUGAUUGGACCCAUGCACCAAUGAUCUUGACUAUUUCCUUGAAUUUUUCAUGUAUGUCUCAGCCUAAACCUCUUGAAGUUUGUGUCACAUACAGCAUGUUCACCCGUGUGUGUUUUGAAAAGACAAUUGUAAUCUGAAGGGCUUUAUCUUUACCUCAGGGUAUCUGUCACUCCACCCAGAACUUGUCAGAGCACUUUUCUUAAGCAGUGAUGAGUAUGUCUGAUGAGUCUGCUAUGCAGUGUGUCAGUGUUCCUGUGCACCACAGCUGCAGACUGCUUCCUCUGUAUGAAAUCUGGCUUUAAUGAGUCUCAGAAACAGCCGUCGUCUUGCCAGUUUACGCUCAGCUAAAAAUGUGAAAGCAAUGCAAGUGUUGCAAGAAUAAAAAGUGCACACUCAACACACACAUCACUGCCAAGGUAUUUUCAAGGCUGGACUGUUGUUUUCAAAUAGUGUCUCCACAUAUAAAAUAUAAUUGUUCACCAAGUUUGCAUCUGAAAAGAAACGAACAGGUUGAAUGUUCAUGCAAUACACUGUAAGAAAAUAAUAGACGUAGUUACUGUGAUGUCACUUAUCAGUUUGAUAACCUUGAUAGCCUCAAGUUCAUCAUUUGGUUGCUGCCAUCUUGUUUUUUGGCAACCAGCACAUGCAGAAAAUGCAUUGGGAGGAUAAAGUUAUCAGCUAACAAUAGCACUAGCUUGAUAGCAAGGGGCAUCCAUUAUAUAAAUUGAACAGCCAACUGCUAAUGGAUAGGCAGAAGGUUCUGUCUGAAUCUGUAUCUAACAUUGAGCAUAAAUUAGCGUUUCUUUCAGUUCAACUCAACACUAAACAAGACAUUUUUAAGUGACCAAAAUGUUGCCGUUAACUUUGAUAAACUGAAGCAGUCAGUACGUUUACAUGACACUUGAAAAGAACAAAUUAUUGCCUUAAUCCAACUAUAACUGGACAACUGAAGUACAUGUAAAUGUGUUAGUCCAACUGAUGUCGGAGUUCUCCAACUCUGAUUAGGACACCCAGAUAAUGCAAUUGGAAUAGGAUUUUCGCCGGCAUGUAUGACAAGACAACACAUGUGCGCAUGCUCCCCAUGCUCCAUCCCCCCACUCCCCGCUCUGGAGUAUGACCCCAGAACAAAAACAUCCAAGAAAGCCAGUCGCAGUAGCCAGUCAUUAGCGACGGCACAAAGUGUCUAACCGAAGACAGGCCACUGUUGUGGCCCUCCGAAAGGAUCGGGUGUUCUUGUCUGCCCCUCAGAAUUACCAUCCAUCUUGUUCUUGUUCUCGAAAAUGCGGUUUUCCUGCCUUUCUCCACUUGUUUAUUAUGACAUCAUAGGUCAACAGGAAAGGGGGCCGUAUUAACCCGCUGAAACCAUGCAUAUCGCCACCUAGUGUUGAGGGGGAGGACAUGUUCCUGUCAGUUACUCAAUUUUCUCAGUUGCAUGUAAACUGGGACAAGGACAGAAGUCCGAUUAGACGACAAAAUCCAAUUUUAAGCAUAGCUCGAUUAAACUGCAUGUAAAAGCACUGACUAACUGUUAAAGGGUCAAAGCUCAUAGAUGUAAAAACACAGUGCUGCGUGGUAGCCAUCUGUCAAUCACAAGAUAGCCCCACUUAUAAGCCUUUCCUGUUUUAUUGUCAAUUUUAUUCUAAAUGGAACCAUAAUUAACAACAUGAACAUCAUUCUGUGUUGAAGAAGAAUGAAACCAAGCAUCUGAAAACACAAAUAUAUUAGAAACAUGUUUACUGAGAUAAUUAACAGAGUAAGAAGUUGGGUCAUUUUCUCAUGGACUUCUAUACAAUCAGACUUCUUUUUGCAACCAGAAUCGCCCCCUGCUGGACAUUACAUGGAAUGAAGGUUUUAUACACUUCCACAUUGGCUUCACUUUUCACUCGGGGUUUUGCAAUUUUUUAAAUCCAUUAUUCGAUUUUGUUUUGAUUGAAGCAUUUUUUGUUUAGCACUGAUUAGCCACUGUUAGACUUUCAAGGCUUGCUUUGCAAAGACCAACAGAUCAUUGGUUUCAUGCCCUGACGACUGUCUGCUAGAUCUUCAAAUAUGGGGACCACAUUAAGGCCUUGUGGUCCAGUUUGACUUUUAUUGAAAUUGAAUGCUCAUUUUGAAUAUUUUUAGGGCCCGAGCAGGCAACGACCUGCGAGGUCCCUAUUGUAUUUCGAAUGAUUAUUUAUUUUUAUUUUUUUUUUUAUUUUUCUUCUUCCCAAAUGAUCGCAUUUUUCACUGCCUGAACAUACCCCAAAACUCAUGAAACUUUAAAUAUAAGUCACACCUGGCGAAAAAUUUUAUAAUCUAUUGUCAUUCUGAAUUUCCACCACUAGGUGGCGCUAUAAUAAAGGAAAACGCGUUUAAGCUAAUAACUCCCACAUACUUCAUCGCACAUUCAAAAAACUUAUAUCCACGCGUUCACUGAGUUGUGCUGAAUCUCGUGAUAUAGGCCACUCCCAUUUUCGCCUAGAGUUUUUUUUCGCAAAUUCGCGAAAUGUCGUAAACCUACUUUUUCGAACUCCUCCUAGGCAAUUUCAUCGUUUUGCACCAAACUUUGCACACUGCAUCUAUGGACCCUCAUGACAAAAAGUUAUUAAAAGAAUUUUGAUUACUCAAAUAAUACUCAAGUUAUUAAAUAA
This is a messenger RNA of Centropristis striata (black sea bass), 3283 nucleotides long. It is a transcript of the gene arl6ip5a, whose product is annotated as ADP-ribosylation factor-like 6 interacting protein 5a. Gene Ontology annotation, biological process: negative regulation of transport. The coding region runs from base 43 to 657 and encodes 204 amino acids. Gene Ontology annotation, cellular component: membrane. Lineage: Eukaryota; Metazoa; Chordata; Actinopteri; Perciformes; Serranidae. The transcript is spliced from 3 exons. The record is from RefSeq and is a predicted model, not a curated record.